Molecule: messenger RNA, 902 nt
Organism: Hyaloscypha bicolor E
Lineage: Eukaryota; Fungi; Ascomycota; Leotiomycetes; Helotiales; Hyaloscyphaceae
Exons: 2
Coding region: 96-707 (203 amino acids)
Source: RefSeq, a predicted model, not a curated record
GCUAGAUGCUUCAAAGUUUAUUUCUAUCCAUCAUCUCAAAAGCUGCGCUUCAAUAUUCCCUUACCUAAAUUCUUACUUAAAACAAGAUAAUCAAGAUGGCCGAAUCGAAGGUACCUGCUACUACGAGAGAGAAGCGAUCUAGCACCUCAACAUCAACUCUGUUGAGUCUCCAAUCAAACUCGGAGAUCUGGUACAAGAUUCACAUCCUACUCUAUGAUCUCUGUAACAUCGCCAGUGACCGAGCCGCUGAAGCACGUACCUUAGCCACAACUGAUGAGCUAUACAUUAGCGGCCCUUACUUCUCACCAGAGGAAGCCAUGAUUAUUAAAGCUACACUGGUUUCGCCCCCAUCGCUGAACGAGAUCCCAGAAUUUGAGUCUCUCUGUAUGGAUAAUCCCAACGAAGUCGAUGGAAGCAGCAAAGAAGUACCAACACCGGAGACAAUGUCCAUCGAAGCCGCCAUCAAAUUUUGUCUCCAAAAUUUCUUUGAAAAGCGCAGAGCAAGUGGUGAUGCUCGACCAUGUGGACCCCAUGACAUGGGCCCAAUUUAUCAAGCAGUCUUUGGCAUUACGAAAGAAGAUUUGAAGAAUGAGAAGUUCUUGAGCAGGUUGAGGAGAACCGGUCUUGGCCAGUCAAAAGAGAAAGAGAAGAAUGCGAGUGAGAGUGUCUCUGGCAAGCAGAAGAAGAAGAAAGGACAGAAGGGCUAGGCUUGGAGAGUUUGGGGUAAUAGAGUUUUAUCUAAAGCUUCCUUAAAAAAAAAAUGCUGGAGGAAAGAGAAUUUAAUCAUUAGAUGUGGGUGUUCUUAUUCUGGAGUGCAAAGUCGGGAGUCUCCGAAGUUCAUAGAUUAAAAUUCCACUGGAAAAAUAUUCAACCUUCACGAGCCAAGAAAGACAAUUGUCGAG